GACAUAUAGCUAUCAAUCAUCCAAUCCAGCUCGCCUUUCCACUACGUGAAUAGCUCCAUUGUUAAUUCUAUAAAUUCGUCUCAUUUAAUCUCCCCAAUAUCCAUUACAAAUUCGAAAAAACCUACCUGCAGACAAAACCCUUUUCCUUUCUACCUCAUAAUAUCAAACAGGUUCAAAAAAAUGGUGGAAGAGGUGAUUCUUUUGGGUGAAUACAUUAGCGUGUAUGAAAUGAGGGUCAGAUUAGCCUUAGCUGAGAAAGGAGUCGAGUAUGAGUACAGAGAAGAAGACCUGACCAACAAAAGCCAGCUCUUGCUUCAGAUGAACCCGGUUCACAAGAAGAUUCCGGUUCUCAUUCACAAUGGAAAACCCAUCAGCGAAUCUUUGAUAAUUCUUCAGUAUAUAGACGAGGUUUGGAAGAAUAAAUCUCCAUUGUUGCCUUCUGAUCCUUACCAAAGAGCCCAAGCAAGAUUCUGGGCUGAUUUUGCCGACAAGAAGAUAUAUUGGGUUGGAAGAUGUGUGUUGACGACGAAAGGGAAAGAGCAAGAGGAGGCCAAGAAAGAGUUGAUAGAUAUCCUAAAGCUGCUGGAGAAGGAGUUGGGAGAGAAGCCUUAUUUUGGUGGUGACAAUUUUGGGUUUUUAGAUGUGGCCUUAAUCCCUUACGCCACAUGGUUUCUUACAUAUGAGAAACGUGGGGGGUUCAGCAUCGAAGAGGAUUGCCCCAAGUUGAUUGAGUGGGCUAAUAGGUGCAUGCAGAGAGACGCAGUGUCUAAAUCACUGCCUGAUCCUUGCGAGCUUUAUGGACGAGUUUUGGAGCGCCUGAAGAAGAUGGGCUUUGAGUAGACAUUAUUGUUUAAUUAGGACACUUGUUUGCUUAAUUUUCAGUUUAGAUCACUUUUAGUUUGGAAUUGAUUAUGGUUUUGUUAUUUAAAUGUGUUUCUUGUAUUAAUUUUCGAAGAAAAGUUGAUUGUUUUCUUAUAGAAUAUUUUAUUAAAUAUU
This is a messenger RNA of Andrographis paniculata, 996 nucleotides long. Its product is annotated as glutathione S-transferase U19-like. Gene Ontology annotation, cellular component: cytoplasm. The coding region runs from base 181 to 840 and encodes 219 amino acids. Gene Ontology annotation, molecular function: glutathione transferase activity. The transcript has 2 exons. Lineage: Eukaryota; Viridiplantae; Streptophyta; Magnoliopsida; Lamiales; Acanthaceae. Gene Ontology annotation, biological process: glutathione metabolic process. The record is from RefSeq and is a predicted model, not a curated record.